Messenger RNA from Scomber scombrus (Atlantic mackerel), 4764 nucleotides. It is a transcript of the gene mcf2lb, whose product is annotated as mcf.2 cell line derived transforming sequence-like b. The record is from RefSeq and is a predicted model, not a curated record. The coding region runs from base 54 to 3695 and encodes 1213 amino acids. Gene Ontology annotation, cellular component: cytoplasm; extrinsic component of membrane. The transcript is spliced from 33 exons. Gene Ontology annotation, molecular function: protein binding; guanyl-nucleotide exchange factor activity. Gene Ontology annotation, biological process: positive regulation of Rho protein signal transduction; intracellular signal transduction. Lineage: Eukaryota; Metazoa; Chordata; Actinopteri; Scombriformes; Scombridae.
UCUCUCUAGAUGACAGAGUUUGUUUGAGUGUGUGAGACCAGCAGCCGGCUCUCAUGUCUCUGCAUGAGUUUCUGCGGGACGGCGGUGAGGCGUCGCACCGGAUCAUGAACCGGCUCAGUCAUCUGAUUCAGAACUUGGACAUCUCUGGACUGGGCUCUCCUUUCCCAUUCAACCCUGCCAGCCGCAAGAGCUCCUGGAGAAGCUGGGAUGAUGACAUCAUGCAGCUGGACAGCAGUCCCCUCCACGCUGCUGACAUCACGCCUGACCUCAAGAGGCAGUUUGCCUUUCUUUCAGGGGGUCGAGGAGAUAAUGGCAGCCCCAUCAUCGUGUUCCCAGAAUUCCCUGCAUUUGGAGAGAUCACAGACAGGGAGUUUCACAACGUGCUCACCUACCUGACGAGUGUGCCAAGUUUGUCAUCAACUGGCGUGGGUUUCAUCCUGGUCAUCGAUCGCCGGCAAGACCGAUGGGCAGCCGUCAAAGGGACCCUGCUUCGUAUCGCAGGCUCCUUCCCUGGGAACCUCCAGCUGGUUCUGGUUCUGAGGCCCACCACCCUCCUUCAGCGCACACUCUCCGACAUCCUCUUCAAGUUCAACAAGGAUGAGUUCAAGAUGAAGGUGCCGGUGAUUAUGCUGAGCUCAAUAACUGAGCUGCACUCCUACAUCGACCGAACCCAGCUGACUCAAGAACUUGGCGGGACGCAGGAGUACUGUCACGAGAAGUGGAUCUCUCAUCGCACCGCUAUUGAAGGCUUUGCGCUGAUGGUAAAGAAAACAGCACAGACCCUGCAGUCUUUUGGGACUGAGCUGGCAGAAACUGAACUCCCCAAUGAAACCCAGGCAACAACCAACCUGCUGAGCAUACACACUGACAAGAAAGACAAAAUGAAGGAGGAUCUGCAGGUGGCUUUGGGACAGGGCAGCAGGCUGCUGGAGAGCAUUAAUGAGCCUGUGGUGCGAAACCCAGACCACAACAUGAACCAGGAUGAAAUGGAGAACAUGGCUACAGUACAGAGGCUGCUGUCUCAGCUGGACGAGACAGAAAGGGCUUUCGAUGAGUUCUGGGUGAGGCACCAGACCAAACUGGAACAGUGUCUCCAACUGCGCCACUUUGAGCACAACUACAGAGAGGUGAGGGCUCUGCUGGAUCAGGUGUCUGAGAAACUCGCAACCUUCUCUGAGGUGGGGAUCAGCCCAGCCCACGCUGACCAUAUCUUCAGUGAGCUCACCACCUAUGAGGAGAAAGUCAGUGAGGUGCUGGACAGAGCUUUGUCGUUGGCCUGUGAGGGUGAUGAACUGAUCCAGAACUCCCACUACGCUGAGGACUCCAUUCAGCCCAAAUGCAGCGAGCUCAGAGCAGUCAGUGAGGAUGUAAGGAGCAAUUUGAAGGCCAAGAAGGACCACCUCCUCAAAGCCAUGGAGCUGCAUCACUGUUUGGACAGGGCUUCUAAGUGGUGUGAUGAUGGUAUAUACCUGCUGGCUUCUCAACCAGUAGACAAGUGUCAAUCACACGAGGGGGCAGAGAUAGCACUGCAGGAGCUGGAGCGUUACCUGGAUAAUGCAGGCCAGAACCGACUGACAGACCUCAGCACCAUCUGGACAGAUUACGAGGCAGUGCUCAACCAGCAGCUCAGGGACCAAGUGGAGAAGGUUUUCCAGAAGCAGGCGUCCAUGCAGGAGAUGUUUGAUAAGAGGAGGGUCAGCCUGAAGAAGCUAGCAGCGAAACAGACCAGGCCGGUGCAGCCGGUGGCCCCCAGACCCGAGGCCUUUAUCAAAUCUCCUCUCAGCUCACCUGCACACAGAGCACAGCAAGAGAAAAAUUGCUCUGAGGGAAACUCUGGAAACUGUGAGAAAGAUGGAGACAGUGACAGCAGACAGGCCUCUCUGUCAGAGGAGGAGGAGAACCUGGCAGUGCUCAGGAGACAUGUUAUGAACGAGCUGCUGGAAACUGAGAGGGCCUACGUGGAGGAGCUGCUCUGUGUAUUACAGGGAUAUGCCUCUGAGAUGGAUAAUCAAGCAAUGGCCCACCUCAUCCCUGCUCCUUUGCAGAACAAAAAGGAGGUUCUGUUUGGUAACAUGCCAGAAAUCUACCACUUCCACAAGAGGACAUUCCUGAGGGAGCUGGAGCAGUACACCGACUGCCCUGAGCUGGUUGGAAGGUGUUUUAUAGAGAGGAUGACCGACCUGGAGAUCUACGAGAAGUACUGUCACAACAAGCCUCGCUCUGAAAGCCUGUGGAGGCAGUGCUCAGACUGCGCCUUCUUCCAGGAGUGUCAGAAAAAGCUGGAGCAUAAACUGGGAUUAGAUUCUUAUCUGCUGAAGCCUGUUCAGAGAAUCACCAAAUAUCAGCUGCUACUGAAGGAGAUGCUUAAGUACAGUAAGACCUGUGAAGGGGCUGAUGACCUGCAGGAGGCGCUGACCUCCAUUUUGGGAAUCCUCAAGGCUGUCAAUGACUCCAUGCACCUCAUCGCCAUUACAGGAUACGAGGGUAACAUGAGUGAGCUGGGCAAGCUGCUGAUGCAGGGCUCGUUCAGCAUGUGGACAGAACACAAGAAAGGGCAUGCCAAGGUUAAGGAUCUCGCCCGUUUCAAGCCAAUGCAGAGACACCUCUUCCUCCACGAGAAGGCGCUGCUCUUCUGCAAGAGGAGGGAGGAAAAUGGGGAAGGCUACGAGAAAGCUCCCUCCUAUAGCUUCAAACAGUCUCUCAAUAUGAGUGCUGUGGGCAUUACAGAGAAUGCAAAAGGAGAUAACAAGAAGUUUGAAAUCUGGUGCAACUCCAGAGAAGAGGUCUACAUUGUUCAGGCACCGACAACUGAUGUUAAAACCACCUGGGUAAAUGAGAUUAGGAAGGUUUUGACAACUCAGCUGGAGGCAUGCAGAGCCAGCCAGCAGAGGGCCCCAGAUCAGGUUUUCCAGUUUCCCCCUGUGUCAAGUGGAGUGAAUCUAAGUCCAUUCAAGAGUCAGAAGAGCUUUAAAAAGGGAGAGGAGAAGAAAGCUGAGCCCUGCAGCCCUGAUGCCAAUUCUUCUUCUUCACCAAAGCCCAUAACAAAAGAUGAGGCUGUGACAAGCCCUACCUCAGACAGAGCUGCUGUGGCUAAAAAGCGCUUUACUUUACAGGGCUUCAGUAACCUCAAAGUUCAGAAAGGUAACUGCAGACCACUCCCCGAUCACAAGACGAAACGCCAGAGUGAUCCUACGCCAUUUGGGUUCAAAGAUGCAGGCCCUCCUCCCCUCCACCUGAGCAGGGCCAGGUGGUUCAGCACCUCUAGUGUCUUUCAGACAAAGUGGAGAGGCUGGAACAAGCCCUCCCUGUCACUGGAUGCCUCAGAGGAAAAUGAUGGCUAUUCCAGUGCUGAGGAUCCUCUUAACUCUGACCCAGAGGAGGACAAUGGGAAGAAGCUGUGUGCUGGCAAAUAUACAGUAAUGGCCGACUAUGAGAAGAGUGGUGAUCAAGAGCUCUCAGUGAAGAGCGGAGACAUGGUGCAGCUUGUCAAGGAAGGGGAUGAUGGACAGUGGUUUGUGCGUAACCUGAGCACCUCUAAGGAAGGCUGGAUCGCUGCUCCCAAUCUUAUCACCCUGAUUGAAAAGUCCAAGUCUUGCCAGUCUCUCUCCAGCUCAGAGGGCAGUGGCUCUGGAAACCUCAGCACAUCAUCCAGUUGCAGUGAGACCUACACAAGCUUCUCUGACAUCAAAACAUGAACUCCUCUUCACUUCCUCCAUCACCAAACUGCCCCCCUGAACGCUAGCAUCAUGUGGCUAUCUGUGCUGUAUUGCCAACAUCAGUACAUAUUAGAAUUUUGUCCACAAAAAUCGGUACUUUUUCUUUUUUUUAAACUCACAAAUAUGCACCAAAUAUUGAGAUAAUGACAAAUGUUAUAAAUUUGACUGCAGUGCCAUGGUGCGGUGAAGAUACUAAAAAGAUCAACACAUCACACACAGUCAUUUCACAGGACAGUAAAGUGAUCCUCUAGUCAUACACUCGUCUGUUUAUUUUUAUGAAGAACAGAGGAUCCAGGCGAUAGUAAUGUAAUAGAUGUAUGAAUGGGCCAGCCGGACUGAUCUAAGUUAAUGCAUCUAUCUGUUCACAUUAAAAGUGGGGAAGUAUGUGGAUGACUGUCUCCUGCCAGCUUCAUCUGCACUAGUUCACCCAGGAUAUCCCAUUGUUACUGUAAAUAAGAAAGAUAGAGAUAAAUAAAAAUGUACGGCUUGGUAGCUGUCAUGAAUGUUUUUUCUCAGUUUGUCACAUCUUUGUUCUUUGCUUUUUCCUUUUACAUGUCUAUUUAUUUGUAUGAAAUAAAAAAAUAUCAUGUUCCUUUUCGUCACUUCUUAAUUUUUCUCAAUUUUUCCCUUUUCUUACUGUCUUUUUAUUACAUUUCUCAUCCCUCUUUUUGUUGUCUGUCUUCUUGUUUCGCUGUUGUCAGCCUGUCAUUAGAAACCCUGUCCUUCCACCUGCUGUUCUGGCUUAAUGUAUGAGCUGUUGUCUUUUGGGGUCUCUGAGAGCCUCGCGGUCUGCUCUUUGUGGGCUUUCAUGUACACUACAAUUUAAAAAUGUUUCUCAAUGUGAAUAAUAAUCAGAGAUCACUGUAUAGCGCUAACUUAUUCCCUGUUGAGGGAUCAUGCUCUGAAUGUAGAUAUUGUUCAUUAAUAUCCGUCAUGAAAUGUUUGUUAUUUGAGAUGCUAUAUUGUACAUUAAGUAUGGUGACGUCACUACUUUGUGACUUGUCUAUUUUUCUUUUUUCUUUUUUUUUUACAUAAAAGAGUUGUGAUA